UGGUCACACUGGCUCCAAAUCAAUAAAAAAAUAGACAACAUUUUAGGAACGAAUUCAUUAUAAAGGACACAAUGCCAAAGAAAAUGGGAAUCAACUCGAAGGCGGUGGAAGCUCGUGAGCGCAAGGAGGCCACCAAGAAGGCCACGCAGGAGAAGAAGACCAAGGAGGCAGAGGAUCGCCUGUGGCGCGAUGACGACAAGAAUCUUGCCAAGAAACAACUGCGCAAGGACGAGGAGGAGCGCAAGCGGGCCGAGGCGGCCAAGCGAAAGGCAGAGGCCAAGGCGCUGCUGGACCAGGAAAUGUCCUCCAUCAACACGCAGCGCAAGCAGCCGCUGGCUAAGAUUAACCGCCAAAUGAUUCUCGAGGAGAUGGAGAAGAAGCAGCGCGUAAUCGAGGCCAUCAACGAGGCCAACAAGCCUGUGGCCGCUCGAGUGGUGGUCCAAAAUCACAUCGAGGAGAAUCUAAACCGAUCCAUGGCCGACACGGAUGUGGCGUCCAACAUUGACGAGGCCCUGGUGGUGCUCAGUGUAAAUGACAGCGAAGAGGACAAACAUCCCGAGAAGCGAAUGCGUGCUGCCUAUAAAACCUUUGAAUCCAACAAUCUGCCCCGCAUUAAGGCUGAGAAUCCCUCACUUCGCAUGUCCCAGUGGAAGCAACUGCUGAUGAAAGAGUGGAACAAGUCCCCGGACAAUCCCUUUAACCAGGCACGCUAAUUGAUCCAAGGACGAAUUUCAUCGACACCGCGGCGAGUGUGCGUACUCUAGUGACUGUUUGCUGCUUAGCAGCAAAGAAAUAUUCAAAUCGUUCUGUAGCACCUUUGAACUAUACGCAGAAUGUAGUAUAUAAAAAAAUGUGGACGGAAUAAAUUUAUUUAUUUAUUUAA
This is a messenger RNA of Drosophila santomea, 883 nucleotides long. RefSeq names its product coiled-coil domain-containing protein 124. NCBI's taxonomy places the organism in Eukaryota, Metazoa, Arthropoda, Insecta, Diptera, Drosophilidae. Gene Ontology annotation, cellular component: nucleus. The transcript is spliced from 2 exons. Gene Ontology annotation, biological process: transcription by RNA polymerase II. The record is from RefSeq and is a predicted model, not a curated record. Bases 72 to 713 code for a protein of 213 amino acids. Gene Ontology annotation, molecular function: transcription coactivator activity.